AUGGAACACUUAAAUGAAAAUGAUCGCCGAUCUGUGAUUGCCGAAUUUUAUAGAAGGCAUAUGCAUUUAAAAAAGUCAUUCACCCUUAAUCACUUCUUCCAAAUGGGGAUAUCAAAAAGGACAACUUAUAGUAUUUGCAGAAGAGUAGAGAAUGGGAAUUCGGUAGAACGACAAGUAGGAAGCGGAAGACCAGCAAGAAAAAUGUCCCAGAAGAAGAGAGAAGUCUUAGUCAAUCAAAGUCACGGUAAACUUGGUGUUUCACUAAGAAAGAUUGGACGGAAAUUUAAAAUUGACAAAAAGUAUGUUAGCAACAUAUUAAAGGAGAAUAAUGUCAAACUUGCAACACGAAAAUCCGCCCCCAAAUAUUCAGAAAAACAAAAGUUGGAACAGAAACGAAAAUUAAGGCAUCUUUCUGAAUCCGCUUUUUCCCCCUCAAAUGGAACUGAAAUAAUCAUCGAUGACGAAUCCUACUUCACUUUUGAUGGUAGCGAUACUGCUAACAAUAAACAUUUCUAUUGCAAGGAAGGAGAAGAAGUAGAUGAUAAAGUGAAAUUCAAAGGUCAUAAAAAAUUUCAGUCCAAGUUGUUGGUCUGGUUGGCCAUUUCUUCACGUGGACAUUCUACUGCGUUUAUUUGCCCACCUGGAAAUUCUGUUAAUGCAGAUAUUUAUGAAAAACAGUGCAUUAGGUCUCGACUUGUCCGCUUUAUAAGAGAAAAGCAUUCGGAUGGCAAUUUUGUAUUUUGGCCAGACAUGGCAACAGCUCAUUACGCAGCUAACGUUAUUGCUGCAUAUAAUGAGUUAAACAUUCCUUUUAUCCCUAAGGACAAAAAUGUUCCCAACGUACCUCAACUACGCCCAAUUGAACGUUUUUGGAGAAACCUAAAGAGGAAUGUGUACGAAAAUGGAUGGGAAGCCUCGACACAUGCAGAAUUAAAGAAGCGUAUACUGCUGAAAAUACGGCAAACAAAAAUAACGGCUUUUACAAAUUUAAUGCGCCGUGUUAAAACAAAAAUUCGUAAAGCAAGUAGAUAUGGUACAGAAUGUGUUCUUUAA
Molecule: messenger RNA, 1053 nt
Organism: Zophobas morio
Lineage: Eukaryota; Metazoa; Arthropoda; Insecta; Coleoptera; Tenebrionidae
Exons: 1
Coding region: 1-1053 (350 amino acids)
Molecular function (GO): nucleic acid binding
Source: RefSeq, a predicted model, not a curated record